AUGCGCUGGGCCUCCACGCUGCUGGCUGCUGCGGCCACGGGUGCACUGGGCACGAACGCCUUUGAGACUUCGAUAUUCACGUUCCACGAUCGAAACCACCUCGCAGACAAAAUCCCUGGUCAACAAACCGUGUCGGAAGAUGUUGCUCGUCUGAUUUUGGAGCUUCGCAUGAAGUCACCCUUGGAGUCAAUGCUCGGGGAAGCUGAAACAGAUACCGUGGAUCGUCUCAAUCACUUUGCAGGUGGCCAAUCCUCACUUUUUGGGGGGCUUACUGAUCAGGAUGGCUCUAGUAGAAGCAUUCUCUUCUUGGAGGGGGUGGACCAAGAAAUAGGUUCGAGCCUACGGAGUGAUCAAUUUCGUAGCCUAUUUGUUCCAGGUGUCUUCUCGGAUUUCACAAACGAUGCGUCUCUAAACAACGACAAUGGAAAGCAUUGCCUGUAUCACAAGUCACAGAACUCACCGUCUAUUCAAGAGUGUCUUGCGAACGACCCUGUUCUUUCUCAUGGCCGUGGCUUGUUGAACCGUGACAUAAUUGACCUGGUGGAUUCGAUGGAAACAUCCAUGAGCGAUGAUACACGAUUGUCUGUUUCGAGAUUGGUGAUCAAGGCGACCUCGCGCGAGAAUGCACUCCUUACCAAGUACCUGCAGUCUACCUUCCAAAGCCUGGACAAGAGAGCCAAGUCCAUCAACACGGAGAUUACUGUUGUACUUGUCCCUGCUAUCGAUCAUUCUCAGGGCUCCACCCGAACACUACGACGCACCCUAGAGAACCGAUCUCGCCACUCAGUUUCCGAUUCGAACACGAGGCCUUUGGUUGAGAGAUCGGCGCAGAGUCUCUCGCUAUCUUUAAACCUUGCACCCGUAUGCCACGCCUCUAACUCCUCUUGUGCCGAAGCAACAAAUGACUGCUCCGGGCAUGGAUCCUGCUUUUUGAAGUACGGGUCUGGUAGCGAGGGAGCUACCGGGAAUUGCUACGCCUGCCGAUGCCGACAGACUGUAGUGAAAAAGAGUGAUGGCUCUACCAAGAAGAUACAGUGGGGUGGAGUAGCAUGUCAGAAGGAAGAUAUCAGCUCUCCUUUCUUCCUCAUCGCCGGUGUUACUGUUUUGGUAGUCAUCCUGGCGGGCAGUGCCGUCGGCAUGCUCUUUAGCAUGGGCCAAGAAGAGCUGCCAAGUGUCAUCGGGGCUGGAGUGGGCACCUCCAAACCACAGUCCUAA
Molecule: messenger RNA, 1215 nt
Organism: Penicillium argentinense
Lineage: Eukaryota; Fungi; Ascomycota; Eurotiomycetes; Eurotiales; Aspergillaceae
Product: DUF3844 domain-containing protein
Exons: 4
Coding region: 1-1215 (404 amino acids)
Cellular component (GO): endoplasmic reticulum
Source: RefSeq, a predicted model, not a curated record